Messenger RNA from Sitophilus oryzae (rice weevil), 2861 nucleotides. It is a transcript of the gene rl, whose product is annotated as mitogen-activated protein kinase 1. Gene Ontology annotation, biological process: intracellular signal transduction; protein phosphorylation. The record is from RefSeq and is a predicted model, not a curated record. Gene Ontology annotation, molecular function: MAP kinase activity; ATP binding. Bases 371 to 1504 code for a protein of 377 amino acids. Gene Ontology annotation, cellular component: cytoplasm; nucleus. The transcript has 8 exons. NCBI's taxonomy places the organism in Eukaryota, Metazoa, Arthropoda, Insecta, Coleoptera, Curculionidae.
CGUGACCGUCAGCCGUCAGAUAAAAAUCCCGAUUUUUUUUCCAGUUUUCGAGAUUUGCCGGAUAUCGCAGACCUGAAAAUAUGAAGUGGUAACGCGAACCAAACAUAACAAAUUCGCCCGAAUCCUAUCUUAUCUCCGUUGCGACGAGAUACCCGCCGAUACACAGGGGCGUAACGCCGAAAAUUCGUGCUCUGCGGUGGUCCUCUCUCGUCCUGCUAACUGGAAAUACGAGCGCAGGAUAAUCAAAAAUCGAUUUUCGCCCUUUGUCGCCGCAUAGGGCCGUCCCUUGACUCGCAGUUUCCGCGAUUCGGUCGCGCUUUACGCAUCGUCUGUGUGGUGUGGCUUGCUCUGGAUCGAAGCAGGCCGUAAAAUGGCGGAAGCUUUGGCCGAAGCUACAGGUGUGUCGAACACGAACCCCAAUGCCGAAAUUGUUAGGGGACAAGCCUUCGAAGUGGGGCCCCGCUACACUAACCUAGCCUACAUAGGCGAGGGUGCCUAUGGCAUGGUCGUAUCGGCGAAGGACACGCUGACCAAAACGAAAGUGGCCAUAAAGAAAAUAUCACCCUUCGAACAUCAAACCUACUGUCAGCGAACGCUCAGAGAGAUCAAAAUUCUCACAAGGUUCAAACAUGAAAAUAUAAUAGACAUUAGAGAUAUACUUAGGGCGGUCACCAUCGAUCAAAUGAAGGACGUUUAUAUCGUACAGUGUCUUAUGGAAACAGAUCUCUACAAGCUUUUGAAAACACAGAGGUUGAGUAACGAUCACAUUUGUUAUUUCCUUUACCAAAUUCUGCGAGGUUUGAAGUACAUCCACUCGGCGAACGUGUUGCACAGGGACCUGAAACCGAGCAAUUUGUUGUUAAACACCAAUUGUGACCUCAAAAUUUGUGAUUUUGGAUUGGCAAGAGUUGCAGAUCCUGAUCACGACCACACAGGGUUUCUGACUGAAUACGUUGCUACCAGGUGGUACAGAGCUCCAGAAAUCAUGCUCAAUUCAAAGGGUUAUACUAAAUCCAUAGAUAUAUGGUCGGUGGGUUGUAUAUUGGCGGAAAUGAUCGCCAAUAGACCCAUAUUUCCGGGUAAGCACUACCUCGACCAGUUGAACCAUAUUCUGGGCGUCCUAGGUUCACCGUCCCAGGACGAUUUGAACUGUAUCAUAAAUGAAAAGGCGCGAAGCUACUUACAAUCCCUACCUUACAAGCCCAAAGUACCUUGGGCCAAACUGUAUCCGCAUGCCGAUCCUAAGGCUCUGGAUUUGCUGGACAAGAUGCUCACGUUCAAUCCUCACAGACGGAUAGUAGUAGAGGAAGCUUUGGCACAUCCUUACCUGGAACAGUAUUACGAACCCACUGAUGAGCCAGUGGCGGAACAACCGUUUAGGUUCGACACAGAACUGGAUGAUCUACCCAAAGAUCACUUAAAAAGGCUCAUCUUCGAAGAGACGCUGCUGUUCAAGCAGAAGCAAAUAGAUGACCACAGCCAGAACAUCAACAACGCCUCAUAGUCAUUUGAGAUCAGCGUGUAAGAAUUGAGUUAUUUUUUAUGAGCUAUGUUGGGGUGAGAUAUAAAAGAUGGAGGGUUGUUUUCGAUUUUUAAGGCUUCAGAGUUGGUGGAAAUUUUUUUUGAAGUGAUGUCACAGGGCAAAACAAUUCAAUUUUUUUCCCUUAUUUUCGUUGAAAUUUUGUUCGUUAUUUCUGUUUUUAAAUCUUGCAAAAAGUAGGACAAUAUAUUUAAACAACAUUGUAUGCCACUUUUUCAAACAUGUUCUUCAAAUCUUUCAAUUAAUAAGAAGUUUUACUUCAAAGUCGUUGAACAAAAAUACUAAUAAAAUUAUUUUAUCAAAAAAUAUCUUAUGAAAAAAAUUAACUAGGACAAAAGGUGUUGUGAAAAUCGGGUUGAUAUAGUAUUUAAUAAAAAAAUAAAUUUCCUAAUAAGAGUGCAAUAUUCAAAUAUUUAAACUAUACAGAUUUUCUAUAGAAGAGACUACAAUUAUGACGUCACAAAUGAAAAAAAAUCUCCCCAACCUCUAGAACUAUUUAUACGUUUAUCUCCAUUUAAAAAAGUUGUGAAUUUGAAUUAUUAUUAAAAAGACACUAAAAGAAUGUCAAGAAAAAUUCAUAAAACUGACUGCUUUUCAGUAUUUUAGGCACUCGCUGGACGAAUUCAUUCAUUAUUAAUUAAUUAUUUAUUGUUUAUAAUUUUUUGUUGAAAAUAUCGAUUCCGCGGUCAAUUUCUAUUGUAUAGCGUUAAAUAAUUUGUUUAUAAAAAUGUUCCGUUUUUUUAUACGUGCGUCUUAAGUUGUAUAAGGGUGUGUUUAUAUAGGGAAUGAAUUAUUUUUUUGAUAACUAAAAUUUUUGAUGUUCAAACUUAUUUCUUGUACACCUCGUAUAUGUUUUAUUAGCUUAAAAUUUCGUUAGAAACAAUUUUUUCGAGCCUUUAUACAGGGUAUUAUCGCGAUAAGGUUAGACACUUUCAGAAAUAUAUAAAUUUCUUUUGUAAUAUAUUCCUGGUAUAAACGUACUCUUAAAACUUUGUCUACACAUAAAGUUUUGCCUGUCAGGUAACGUUGGAAGUUUUGCCUGUAGUUUUAUUAAUUAUAGCAUUAUGUUUAUGUAGUAUAUUACCGACAAAGCAAAAAGAAAAACUCAACGGAAAAAAAUUUCGUUACCUCUAAAAUGUUCUUGUUUUUUUCUUUUACACACAAGGUUUUUCUUGAUACGUUUUGACUGACAGGUAAAAUGCUACGUGUAGACCAAGCUUUAUAUUAAAAUAUUUUUCCCUUAUAUACAGGGUGGCGCACCUCAUUCGCCUAGGUUGAUUAUACGAAAACGUAAAGAUGUAGAAACAAAAUAUUUUAUGGG